AUGGCUGCUUUCACUCUCACAUUUGCUCCCUCUACCCGCUCCUUCGGCCGCAGUGGCUAUAACAAGGACGGUGACGACUCUGACACCAAGCCCACAAACAGCCGUGGCCGAUCUGGCUACAAUGAGCCUGAGGAGGGUGACUCUGGUCGUUCUGGCUACAACGGCCCUGACGACGACGAGAGCUCUCAGGGCAACAAGGGCCGCUCUGGCUACAAUGGCCCCAGCGACGAUGAUGAUGAGUAA
Molecule: messenger RNA, 243 nt
Organism: Fusarium pseudograminearum CS3096
Lineage: Eukaryota; Fungi; Ascomycota; Sordariomycetes; Hypocreales; Nectriaceae
Exons: 1
Coding region: 1-243 (80 amino acids)
Source: RefSeq, a predicted model, not a curated record